UAAAAUACCAAUUCUGGUUAUGACAAAACGAACCCUAGACCAUAGUUGGCCAAACCCCCAAUCCCCAACACCCAAACAAACACACACACUUUCUCUCUCUUUCGGUCCUUUGCUCAUCCACUGUCCACUUUCUCUCUCCUCUCGGGUUUUGGAAACCAUGGAAUUAGGGUUUUACAGCUCUCAAUUGGGUCAAAUUAAUGGCUCCUCCAACUUGGAAUUCGUCAUGUUGGAAACCCUUUUGCUCGCUGGAAAUUCUCUUGCUUGCCUUCUUCUUCUGACUGGAGCUCUCUUGGGGGGUGUUAGCAAGCUGCCUGGUUUGACUGCUAUUGAGGACAGGUUUCCUAUAGAGGAACUCCGAAAAACUGAACGACCUGGUCCUGAGAACAAAGAUGGUAGUGACACAGAGGAUGACGAUGAAGAAGAUGAAGAUGCUGUAGAGGAUCAGGAUGAUGAUGAUGAUGAGGAUUUCUCUGGAGGAGAAGCUGGGGGAGACGAUGAUGAUGAGGGUGACCCUGAGGAUGAUGAGCCAGGAGCUAAUGCUAAUGGGGAAGGAGGAAGUGAUGACGAUGACGACGACGAUGAUGACGGGGAUGAUGAUGAUGACGAUGCUGAAGAUGGUGAGGAGGAAGAGGAAGAUGAGGAGGAAGAAGAUGACCAGCCCCCUGCAAAGAAGAGGAAGUGAGAAUGCGUUUAGGGUUCAGUAGAGUUUUAGAUUUGUUUUACUUAAGCUUCCUAUGCAGGAGUUCAUUAGAGGGUGGAGGGCCUUUAGGACUAUGUCUAGUUGGAUCAGCUUAGUUAUUUCGUAUGGUGGUUUACACAUUGGUUGACAUUCGUAGCUCUAUUGUGCACUCAUUGUUGUGAUAAAAGUUUGCAGAAUUGUCUAUUAUUCUACUAUGAAUGUUACCUUUAUCGAAUUAUGAAGUACAAGCAGGUCCUUUGCUGGGUAGAGUGGUAGACAA
This is a messenger RNA of Chenopodium quinoa (quinoa), 959 nucleotides long. Its product is annotated as glutamic acid-rich protein-like. The coding region runs from base 20 to 682 and encodes 220 amino acids. The transcript has 4 exons. The record is from RefSeq and is a predicted model, not a curated record. Lineage: Eukaryota; Viridiplantae; Streptophyta; Magnoliopsida; Caryophyllales; Amaranthaceae.